GGACCAUUGCACUUUACAGAUGUUUCAGUUUGGUGGCAUUUCUUAACACGGAUGGCGGUGGAUCAGUUUAUAUCUGUUGUUAGUCCGGCAACAGGAAAAGAAGUUAUCUUCCGCUGGCAACCCUCUAAGGCCAGUGAAAUAAAAGAAGAGAAUUCCGAGAUCGUCGAUGUGAUCGGAUGGAUCGCGGAAGACGUCGAUGAACUCUCUGACGAUCACGAACUUCAUACCUUGCUGGCUGAAGUUGACAGAACUUCUUACGAUUCUGUUUUCAAGCUGUCUGCGGCAUACAACAGCGCAAUAUUGGACAAGAUAUCAGAGUGGGACAAAUGCGGAACAAAACCGUCGUUCCUCAGCCGACGCGCAUCGGUUGCUCAUUUACAGUUCAUACUGUACCAGUGUUACAACCGAGCAGUGGCGGAACCCGACAAACUCAAUCAGUACCCCCCUUUCUCUCCACAAGUUUACGGGGAAACUUCUUUUGAACUGAUUUGCCAGAUGAUAAAUACCAUCAAUAUCUCAUCAGACGAUACUUUCAUUGAUCUCGGCAGUGGUGUCGGUCAAGUUGUAUUGCAGGUAGCUGCCUCCACAGAUGCGAAGUUUUGCUAUGGUAUCGAAAAGGCCGAAUAUCCAGCUCUUUGUGCUCGCAGACUUGAUUCAGAAUUUCGAAGCUGGAUGGCUUUUUAUGGGAAAUCCUAUCGUCCGUAUUUGCUUGAGCGGGGCGAUUUCCUCUCACCGGAAUGUCAGGAAAGAAUUUCAUCCGCAGGCGUUUUGUUCGCAAAUAACUUUGCUUUUGGCCCCGAAGUCGACCACCAGUUGAAGCAGCGCUUCGCAAACCUCAAAGAAGGUGCUCGAAUUAUUUCUUCCAAGGCCUUCUGCCCGUUGAACUUCCGGAUCACCGAUAGAAACCUGGGAGAUAUCGGCUCCAUCAUGCAUGUGUAUUGUCUGAACCCUAUUCAGGAUGCGGUCUCGUGGACGGACAAACCGUUUAGUUAUUACGUGCACACUAUCGAUCGAUCUUUGUUGGAACGUUAUUUUUCACGUUUGAAGAAUCCCAAACAGAAGGUACGUCUCAGAUUUCUGCAUCGUUCUCGUUUUCUCUUGUCUCCCAUGUCCUCUACUGUGUUGUUCCCUAAUUCUUUUUCGAUGUUGAAACAUCAUUCUACCGUGAUGCACUUUUGCACCAAUUCCUCAGUGCCGUGGUUUCGCAUCUGGCGCCUUCCUCGAUAG
Molecule: messenger RNA, 1227 nt
Organism: Dicrocoelium dendriticum
Lineage: Eukaryota; Metazoa; Platyhelminthes; Trematoda; Plagiorchiida; Dicrocoeliidae
Source: the annotation of a GenBank genome assembly